Messenger RNA from Microdochium trichocladiopsis, 1107 nucleotides. Its product is annotated as homoserine dehydrogenase-domain-containing protein. The record is from RefSeq and is a predicted model, not a curated record. Gene Ontology annotation, biological process: aspartate family amino acid biosynthetic process; L-homoserine biosynthetic process. NCBI's taxonomy places the organism in Eukaryota, Fungi, Ascomycota, Sordariomycetes, Xylariales, Microdochiaceae. Bases 1 to 1107 code for a protein of 368 amino acids. The transcript has 2 exons. Gene Ontology annotation, molecular function: homoserine dehydrogenase activity; NADP binding; aspartate kinase activity.
AUGGCUGCCAAGCAGGUCAAUAUUGCCGUCAUCGGUGCUGGUGGAGUUGGCAAGUGUUUCCUGUCCCAGCUCCAGGCAUUGAGCGCCAGACGUCCGUCCCCCAAGCUUUCCCUUUGCUACAUCUCGACCAGCAAGAAGGCGGUUUUCAACGAUGACCACUCCCCCCUCGCCCACGACACCGUGCUCCAAGAGCUCGCUGCAUCCUCAAAGCAGGCAAAGACCUUGAGCCAGGUCGCCGAGUACCUAGGUGCCGUCUCAAAGUCAACCAAUGCCAAGGUCGUUCUGGUCGACAACACUAGCUCGCAAGAUGUGGCCGACUUCUAUCCCACUUUCCUCAAGAACUCGAUCAGCAUUGUUACCCCCAACAAGAAGGCUUUCUCGGGUUCAUACAAGCUGUGGCAGGAUAUAUUCAGCGCUGCUGAGAGUUCUGGCGCGAAGGUCUACCAUGAGUCCUCUGUCGGAGCUGGUCUCCCGGUCAUCUCCACGCUCAAGGACUUGGUCGAGACAGGAGACGAGGUAACCAAGAUUGAAGGCGUCUUCAGCGGCACCAUGUCUUUCCUCUUCAAUUCCUUUGCGCCUGUCGAGGGCGCUGGUGGCAAGUGGUCCGCUGAGGUCAAGAAGGCGAAGGACUUGGGUUACACCGAGCCUGACCCUCGGGACGACCUGAACGGCCUCGACGUCGCGCGUAAACUAACCAUCCUGGCUCGGUUGGCUGGUCUUCCGGUCGAAUCUCCGACAUCUUUCCCAGUCCAGAGCUUGAUUCCCAAGGAGCUCGAGUCUGUGUCUAGCGGCGAUGAAUUCCUCCAGCGCCUUCCCGAGUUUGACUCGCAGAUGGAAGAAGUCAAGGCUGCCGCCGAGCGUGAGGGCAAGGUCGUCAGAUUUGUUGGCAGCAUCGACAUGGCAUCAAAGGCGGUCAAGGUGGGCCUCGAGACCUUCGAGAAGUCUCACCCCAUUGCCAGUCUGAAGGGCAGCGAUAACAUCAUCAGCUUCUACACAAAGCGAUAUGGCAGCAAGCCCCUGAUCAUCCAAGGUGCUGGUGCUGGCGGUGAAGUCACAGCGAUGGGUGUGACCGGAGAUCUGAACAAGGUGAUCUCACAGAUCGUGUAA